CCGCCCUUGACUACCCAGCUAAAGGCACUGUUAAUAAGCGAGAGCCGGAGGGAGGGAGAAACCGAGUAAAAUAAUCAGAAAUUCAAAACAUGUACUCUCGCUCUUUGCUUUCCGCCCGUCGCCCGGAGCAACCAUAGCACUCACUCGCCCCUCUCACCCUCCCUUCCCUCCUCCCUUUCCCACUCUCUCCCACCCAUCCGCCCUCUCCCUCCCUCCCUCCCGUUCCUUUGGCGCAGGCCCACAUGGUGCCACUAGUGAGGGAGGUUGGGCCAGGGUGUGUAAGGAAGGUUUUAAUAUGCUAUCCCCCUCGUGAGUCGUGUGUGUGAGGCGUGAGUGACCCGUGAGUGAAGGUGUGAGUUGACAGGCCCGGGGAGGGUGUGUGAGGGUGUGUGAAGGCCCUAAACAACUCCUGUGCCAGACUUCUCCUCUUGAGAGUGACGGACUGACGCCACCACCGUCACCUCUACCGCACCACCACCACCACCACCGCCGCCAUGGGGGCCGCCACCGCUAUAUUUAUGGUGUUCGUCGGGUGCUGCAGCAAUGUGAUCUUUCUGGAGUUCCUUGUACAGGAUGAGCCUGCGUGCGGGAACCUCCUCACAUUCGCACAGUUUGUCUUUAUCACAAUCGAAGGCAUUAUCUUCACCAUGGAUUUCGGGAGGAAGAAAAAUGUGAUACCGAUAAAGGACUACCUCAUUCUAGUCGUCAUGUUUUUCCUCGUCAACGUCACAAACAACAUGGCUUUUGGCUUCAAGAUCUCCAUGCCGCUACAUAUCAUCUUCCGCAGCGGGGGGCUCAUCGCUAGCAUAGUAAUGGGCGUCAUUGUGAUGGGCAAGAAGUACAGCGGGGCCAAGUACCUGUCUGUGUUCAUGAUCACUUCAGGCACCAUCAUCUGCACCUUUGCCUCGGCUGAGCAUGUGGAGGAGGGCGGGGACGCUUCCUCCAACUUCCUGACGUGGCUGUCGGGCAUCGCUAUCCUCACCUUCGCCCUCUUCCUGUCGGCGAGGAUGGGCAUCUACCAGGAGUGCCUCUACACCAAACACGGCAAGCACCCGCACGAGGCCCUCUUCUUCAUCCACACCCUCUCGCUGCCCGGGUUCAUCCUCGCUUUGGGCAGCAUCCUCGACCACGCCCGCAGGUUCAGCCAGUCAGCCCCCCUCCCCCUCCUCGCCCCCUUCCCGAUCCUCGCCCACCUGCCCCGCCUCUGGAUCUACCUGGCCGGAAACGUGCUCACCCAAUACCUAUGCGUGGGCUCCGUGUUCCGGCUGACCUCGGAGUGCACCGCCUUGACCGUGACCCUCGUGCUGACCCUCCGCAAGUUCAUGUCACUCGUGUUCUCCAUCCUCUACUUCCGCAACCCCUUCACGAUGCAGCACUGGGUCGGCACCUUCAUGGUCUUUGCCGGGACGCUGAUCUUCACCGAUGUGUUAGGGAAAGCGAGGGAGGCGUUAGCGAGACCCGAGCCUAGGAGCAAGACGGAGUAAUGGUUGUGUUUUUAUAUUCUUGUUUUGUUUUGUUUUAUUUUUCUUUAGUUUCCCAUGUGGUGUACUCUAACUUUCCUCCUCUCUCUUCAUCUGUAUCUUCUUUUCAUCUUUCCUCCUCCUCCUCCUCCUCCUCCGUUAGCGAGACCCGAGCCUAGGAGUACGACGGAGUGAUGAUUGUGUUUUUAUAUUCUUGUCUUGUUUUGUUUUAUUUUUCUUCAGUUUCCCAUGUGGUGUACUCUAACGUUCCUCCUUUCUCUCUUCAUCUGUAUCUUUUUUUCCUCCA
This is a messenger RNA of Eriocheir sinensis (Chinese mitten crab), 1767 nucleotides long. Its product is annotated as UDP-xylose and UDP-N-acetylglucosamine transporter-like. Gene Ontology annotation, molecular function: UDP-N-acetylglucosamine transmembrane transporter activity; UDP-xylose transmembrane transporter activity. NCBI's taxonomy places the organism in Eukaryota, Metazoa, Arthropoda, Malacostraca, Decapoda, Varunidae. Bases 495 to 1484 code for a protein of 329 amino acids. Gene Ontology annotation, cellular component: endoplasmic reticulum membrane; Golgi membrane. The record is from RefSeq and is a predicted model, not a curated record. Gene Ontology annotation, biological process: transmembrane transport. The transcript has 8 exons.